GAUGUGGCAACCAAUGCAGCUGCGCUUACACUAAUGCGCACUGGGAGAAAUGGAGGCUGGAGCUGGGAACGCGUAUGAAUGUCACUGAUGUAUUCCCCGAGGUCGGAGAGGAGGUGUGUGUUAAGACAGAUGAAAGCGAUGGAGGUUAAAAUCCUGUGAAAAACGUCCUUGGUGUCGACGUUGAAACAAGCAGUGAUUGGAUGUUGUAAAAGAGAUACAACCUUCCUGUGAGCAUUGAGCAUUAAGAUCAAGUAGCCCGUGUAUGCCAGCAGCAGCCUGCAGCAGCCGCCUGAUCUCAGCAGCUCUCCCAGUCACUCUCCCUAUGGGUGAAGCACCUUCGUAGGCGUUCUUAGCCGUGCUUCCAGCAGCCUCCGCUCCAACAACCCCCUCACAUCCAGUGUCACCAUGGGGGAGGUUGUCCAGAUGCACUUCACUACGGUGGACUACGUCAUCUUUGCCUUGCUGUUGGUGGCCUCGGCUGGUAUCGGUCUCUUCUAUGCCUUCUCUGGAGGGCGCCAGCGCACAACACAGGAGUUCCUGAUGGCUGAUCGCUCAAUGAGCUGCCUGCCUGUGUCUCUCUCUCUGCUGGCCACGUUUCAGUCCGCUGUGGCCAUCCUGGGUGCUCCGUCUGAGGUCUACACCUUCGGGACCCAGUACUGGUUCCUGGGCUGCUCUUACUUCUUGGGCCUGCUCAUCCCUGCUCAUGUCUUCAUACCGGUCUUCUACAGACUGAGAUUGUCCAGUGCCUAUGAGUAUCUGGAGCUGCGCUUCAACAAGACUGUUCGCAUAUGUGGGACUGUGACCUUCAUCGUUCAGAUGGUCAUUUAUAUGGGUGUAGUCCUGUAUGCUCCAGCCCUGGCACUCAAUGCUGUUACAGGUUUUGAUCUCUGGGGGGCAGUGCUGGCCAUGGGAUUAGUGUGCACUCUCUACACUGCUCUGGGGGGUCUGAAGGCGGUGAUCUGGACCGAUGUAUUCCAGACGGUGGUGAUGUUUGCAGGCCAGCUGGCUGUAAUUGUGGUUGGGGCCAGUCAGGCGGGGGGCAUAACAGAGGUGUGGAGGAAAGCAAUGAACGGCAGUCGCAUUGCUGGACUGGACCUGAACCCCGACCCCCUGGAGCGUCACACCUUUUGGACCCUCGGUGUGGGAGGAGUCUUCCUGAUGCUGGCUCUGUACGGGGUCAACCAGGCCCAGGUCCAGAGAUACCUCAGUGCUCGCACAGAGAAAGAGGCCAUCAUGUCCUGCUACGUGGUUUUCCCCUGCCAGCAGAUAGUCUUGUGUAUGGGCUGUCUGAUGGGUCUGGUCAUGUUUGCUCGCUACGGGGAGGACAGCCCUCUAGACAAGGGCUACGUCAAAACGAACGACCAGAUGGUGCUCUACUUUGUGAUGGACGUGUUCAAGGAUCUGCCCGGGCUGGCAGGACUGUUCGUGGCCUGUCUCUUUAGUGGAGCUCUCAGCACCAUCUCAUCAGCCUUCAACUCACUUGCUACAGUAACGAUGGAGGACCUGAUAAAACCUCAUUUUCCAAACAUGACUGAAGCUAAAGCGACCCUGCUGUCAAAAGGACUCGCUUUGGCCUACGGCCUGGUGUGUCUGGCUAUGGCGUACCUCGCCUCUCUAAUGGGAUCUGUGUUGCAGGCAGCCUUCAGCAUCUUUGGGAUGAUCGGCGGUCCUCUGCUUGGCCUCUUCUGUCUUGGGAUGUUCUUCCCCUGGGCCAACCCUAUAGGCGCAGUGGUUGGUCUAGUAUCAGGUCUAGCAAUGGCCUUCUGGAUCGGCAUUGGCAACUUUGUGAUGCGUCUAUCUGCUAACAGUGCAGUGCCAUCACUUAAUACCACUGCUCUCCCCUUGUUUGACAACAUGACCACCACUGUCAUGUCUACAUUAGUGAAUGCCACUACAGCCAAGCCAAGGCCAACAGGUGUGGAGGCGCUCUACUCGUUGUCCUACAUGUGGUACAGUGCUCACAACUCAGCCACUGUGGUCGUGGUGGGACUGAUAGUCAGCUUCCUAACAGGACCCAUGAAGGAGAAAGAGCUGACCCCUGGCACAGUGUUUCCAGUCAUGGGUCCUCUGCUCUCCUUUCUACCGGAGCACUACAAAGAGAAGCUCUGCUGCAUCACUCCUCUGGCUCUAAAGCCCAAAGAAAUCAGCACGCAGCCUUAUCAGAUGGCCAAGAAAGACAGCAACGGAGCGGCGUACUGCAAAGAGGACACGGUCACAGAGGAGAAGGAGACGGAGAGCGACAGAGCUCUGACGGAGGAGGAGGACAUGGAAACAAGGACCUCUCCGCCCUCUUGCCAUCUGACCGCUCACACCGUUCAGGAGACUGCCUUGUGAUCCUUUUUUAAAUUUUUAUUUCUCAGACUUAAAAACAUGCACAAGAAACAGAGUUUCCCCCUCGGUUACAGGGGACACGUGCAGCGAAACAUCCAUCACAAAGUAUAAUGUCCCGAAUGUCUACAGCAACAGAUGUGUAGGUAUCUGUUUUUUAUUAACAUUAUCAGUGGAAUCUGAGUACAGAAAAUGGUUAUGGACCUCCAUAUCUAAAUGGUGUUUAAAUGGUACCUGCGAACAAUUUGUCCUCUUAACAAAAAAAAAAGCAAAAGAAACAUCUGGAAACGACAUUUGCCAGGCUGGAACUGUGCAUCGAAUGGCUGAAUAGCGGCAAUCAAAGAAGAAAUAACUCCGCUGAUCUCUAUUUGCAUCUCUGGUGACACUUGGGUGAAGAUAUGUGGCUAGUUUGAAUUUAAAGUGGGGAGCUCCGCCACACAACAAGCUGCACCGCUCUGCCUGGGUCCAAUCAGGUCGUCAAGAGGUACAACAUGUGACGUGAUAUUUUUGUAGAGAAGACAGAACAAUGAAAAUGUAGAAGAGAAUAUAAUAUAAGAAGAAAAAGAGAGACUGAGCUUCGAUGGAAGGCAUUACUCGUAUAGGCUGCCUGAUGGUGUACUUGUCUUUACAUGGCCUUGGUUUGAUCACCCUCUAAUAGUCACCUUCUCGCUGCUACUACACAAGUCUAAAUGCUGAGUCACAUGUGCUAAGCUAUGGGGUCAGACCAUGGACUGUAUAUACAAAUUGACAGCGUGCCGCAGCCUCCUCCGGUUGAACAGGAUGAAGCCAAAAUCCCCCCCGCCCCAUGACGGCCGCUGAGUCUGUGCGGUAGGGGAUCCGCUGGAGGAGCCUCUAUAUUAUCGUCAUGGCGCCUCCACUAACGGAAAGAAAACACAAUUGAAUUUACCGAUAAGACUGCGAAAAUUAUCCGGAUUGGAUCAUCUUUGUUGAUUAUUUUUUUUUAACAAGGAUCAAGUAAUCCAGCUCACCUUUACUCCUGGCUGUUCAAAACCCCCUACGAUAAUAGUUCAUACUGAUUUGGCUAAAACGCAGUAUGCAAACAAGUGUGAGAUCCGAAGUAUGCCAAGAAUACCCAGAUGUCGUACUGAUCCAGAAAAAAUCUACAAUAUGCAUCAGACCAGUCUCCCUCACGUAGUUUCCCACAAUGCAAAGCGCCAAGUCAGAGAUGUAAAUGACGGACGACAGCAACCACUGAUUAUCUUUUUUGAUUCUCUAAAUCAUGAAAAGCUAAAUGAAUCAUUAGCAGUUUUUUUUUUUUUUUUUUUUUUACACUCUUAAAUUGACGCUACACUGUCGCUGCGUUAGACGUCCGCUCGUCUGUUGUUUACUUUAAGACCAGAUACCAGUUUAGCCAGGCCUGGUACUCUGAAGGUUAACCACCGACUGGAGGUCAUACAAAUACUAUCAUGAACGUAAUGUGCAGGACAUACUGUGUUUGAAAACAGCCUGUGUUCUUCAAAUAAAAACUGAUUCAGAUACAGACUUUAAAGGAUUACCAAAUCCAGAUUAAGUGGUCUUCACACUACAUACUUUGUCCACAGGGGGCGCCAAAUUCACACAGUGAAUUUAAAGUAAAGUUUUAAGGACAAAUUCCUUCAAACUCUUAAUAUGAAUCUCAUCUACAAUGUCACUGAAACAAAACACUUCUAUUGUAUAGAAUAUUUAUAUGGAGCGCCCCAGGGCUGUUGGGGGUUUUAGGCCUUGCUCAAGGGCACUUGGGCAGUACUCAGGAAGUUACCUGGCACCUCUUAAGCAAGCAGGCCAGCUUCCAUAUCAAAGUGAUCCUGAUCCUACUCAGAAGUUUUGAAUAACGCAAGCUGGAGGGUUGAUCCAGAUCAAAACCAGGAUUGGACUUCUUGAUCUUAUCUGAUAACGUAAUCCUUUUUUAUUUUUUUUUAUUUUUUUCUCAUUCAACAACCUGAUUUCCAGAUUCGAUCCACCAGUUUCAUUGUCUAUGUAACAAAACCUUUCUCGGAUUUCUAUCUCAACUUGAGGUUGACUAAUUUUCCGUUGAAAUUAAGAAAGAUUUUAAAAAAGGCCACUAUCCAAGACAAAAAUGUUGCAAAGAUAUAAAGGUAACAACAGCUCGGCAGCGGGGUAUCGUCUGUGGAAACUGAGACCAUGCUGCUCUUCUCAGGCAGUAUACAAAGAAUGUUUUAACGUUAAAUCUAAGAGUAUCGACAGUUUGUAGUUUCUGUAUUCAGUUGUAGUGAACUUGUCCUUAGCAUUAAUGACUCAGGAUAUAGAAGGCUCUGUUUCCACCUUUCACUUGCUUGCAAUGAGGAGAGAGCGUUUGCAGCACCCAGUGACUUUUUCUCUAACCCCUCUGACUUUUCUAUGAGGCCGCUCUGAGUGCUUUGAGUUAAAUGGUUCUAAUUUUCAGAAAGGCGCUGCAGACGUCACAGUGCUCUUUUCAAAAUGUAGGAUAUUCCCUGUAGUUUUGCCUCCUACAGAUAAUGUCUUGUACCCACAUCCUCUUUGCUCCGUGUCUGAUCAAAUAUUUCUCAAAUAUAAAACAUGGAGUAAUAAGUAACGGAACUGUGUCAGUCAUACAGUGGUCGUUGUCAACUGACUUGUUAUGGAGAUGGGAUGGACGCUCAGCGCUUUUCUUCUCAGCACUCAAACGCUUCAUGCAAGCGCUCCCCAGCGCACAGCUAGCUCAUUUCUGCCCGGAAAAAAUGAUAUGUGUACACGGGGUCUUUGUCAUGUAAAACCACAUUAGUGCCUCACUCGCUGAGUGUUCUUCUGAUUGGCAGGUAUUAAGGCACACAAAAACACAGUUUUGGUUUUCUUUAGUGUUAUGUUUUAUUCAUGUAGCCCAGCCCAUCAAUAUUUAGAGACCACUACUCCACAUACUGGUGUACAACAAGCCACCAUCUCAUAUGACUAAACAAACCCCAGCUCUGCUCUGAGCCACACAAAGAAGCCAUCUUUGAGAUGGACCUACUUAUUGAUGUGUCAAAAGGUAAAGAUGAUUCAGCGAUUUCUGUUGCGAUUGUAUUUUAACUUUGAACCUGUUUUGUAAGUGCCCGUCUUUUACUUUAAGGUCACUGUCAGUGCCAGGAUGAUGUAUGUGGUAGUGUUGUUUAAAUAUUAACGUCAUUCUCAUAA
Molecule: messenger RNA, 5460 nt
Organism: Labrus bergylta (ballan wrasse)
Lineage: Eukaryota; Metazoa; Chordata; Actinopteri; Labriformes; Labridae
Gene: slc5a6a
Product: solute carrier family 5 member 6a
Biological process (GO): sodium ion transport; pantothenate transmembrane transport; biotin transport
Cellular component (GO): membrane
Molecular function (GO): sodium-dependent multivitamin transmembrane transporter activity
Source: RefSeq, a predicted model, not a curated record